GCGCUGGGGCCGGGCUGUAGGGACCGCCGCCCGCUAUGGACUGCGCCGGGGACGAUCCGGACUCGUUGUCGCAGGUGUCCACCUCCCAGGGCUCCUGACCCUGCCCCUGGACAGCCACCCCUUCUUAGAUUCCAGUCGGGCCGGACUCUCCAAACCUGCUUCCGCAAUGGGUAAUGAGGAGCCGUGGGCGCAGCCAGCCUUGGAGAUGCCGAAGAGACGGGACAUCCUUGCGAUCGUCCUCAUCGUGCUGCCCUGGACGCUGCUCAUCACCGUGUGGCACCAGAGCACCCUCGCACCCCUGCUCACCGUGCACAAGGAUGAAGGCAGUGACCCCCGGCGCGACUCGCCACCGGGCACGGACCCCAGGGAGUACUGUAUGUCUGACCGCGACAUCGUGGAGGUGGUGCGAACGGAGUACGUGUAUACGCGGCCCCCACCGUGGUCGGACACUCUCCCCACCAUUCACGUGGUGACGCCCACCUACAGCCGGCCGGUGCAGAAGGCCGAACUGACACGCAUGGCCAACACGCUGCUGCACGUACCCAACCUGCACUGGCUGGUGGUGGAGGACGCGCCCCGCCGGACGCCGCUGACCGCGCGCCUGUUGCGCGACACCGGCCUGAACUACACGCACUUGCACGUGGAGACGCCUCGUAACUACAAGCUGCGCGGCGACGCCCGAGACCCGCGCAUCCCGCGGGGCACGAUGCAGCGCAACCUGGCCCUGCGCUGGCUGCGCGAGACCUUCCCGCGCAACUCCAGCCAGCCCGGCGUGGUGUACUUCGCGGACGACGACAACACUUACAGUCUGGAGCUGUUCGAGGAGAUGCGCAGCACCAGGAGGGUGUCUGUGUGGCCUGUGGCCUUCGUCGGUGGCCUGCGGUACGAGGCCCCACGGGUGAAUGGGGCAGGGAAGGUGGUCGGCUGGAAGACAGUGUUCGACCCCCACCGACCCUUUGCAAUAGACAUGGCUGGGUUUGCAGUCAACCUGCGGCUCAUUCUACAGCGAAGCCAGGCCUACUUCAAGCUGCGUGGCGUGAAGGGAGGCUACCAGGAAAGCAGCCUCCUUCGGGAACUUGUCACCCUCAAUGACCUUGAGCCCAAGGCAGCCAACUGCACCAAGAUCCUGGUGUGGCACACACGGACGGAGAAGCCAGUGCUGGUGAAUGAGGGGAAGAAGGGCUUCACAGACCCCUCGGUGGAGAUCUGAGCCUCAGGAUGCAGGAGCCUCCUCAGACCCUGUUCUCGGCCUUCCAUCCUCUCCCCCACGGCGAUGGUCCCUCCAAGGCAGACUCUAAGGAAUCACCAACACCCUCCUUUCUAUUCUGGGGGCUUGUGAGAGCGCCCAGCCUCAUGCCAGGACAAAGGACAGAGAAUUUAAGCACAGAAAUCCCAGACCUGCUGUCUCCAUCCAAUGUGACCAGAGCCUGAGAGACCCCAAGGGCUGGUGAGGGUGUAGCUGCCAGCAAAGCCGGU
Molecule: messenger RNA, 1476 nt
Organism: Otolemur garnettii (small-eared galago)
Lineage: Eukaryota; Metazoa; Chordata; Mammalia; Primates; Galagidae
Gene: B3GAT1
Product: beta-1,3-glucuronyltransferase 1
Exons: 7
Coding region: 167-1210 (347 amino acids)
Biological process (GO): carbohydrate metabolic process; chondroitin sulfate proteoglycan biosynthetic process
Cellular component (GO): Golgi membrane
Molecular function (GO): galactosylgalactosylxylosylprotein 3-beta-glucuronosyltransferase activity
Source: RefSeq, a predicted model, not a curated record